CGGCGCUGACAGCGGAGUCGGCUCGCGGCCUCCCGCCCCCUCGGCUCCCGGCGCUGCCCCCGGCCUGGCCCGGCCCGGAGCCAUGAGCCCCGGGCUGCUGCUGCUCGGCAGCGCCGUCCUGCUCGCCUUCGGCCUCUGCUGCACCUUCGUGCACCGCGCUCGCAGCCGCUACGAGCACAUCCCCGGGCCGCCGCGGCCCAGUUUCCUUCUAGGACACCUCCCCUACUUUUGGAAGAAGGAUGAGGCCUGUGGCCGAGUGCUCCAGGAUGUGUUUUUGGAGUGGGCUAAGAAGUACGGGCCUGUGGUGCGCGUCAAUGUCUUCCACAAAACCUCCGUCAUCGUCACGAGCCCGGAGUCUGUCAAGAAGUUCCUGAUGUCAACCAAGUACAACAAGGACUCCAAGAUGUACCGUGCCCUCCAGACCGUGUUCGGGGAGAGGCUGUUUGGCCAGGGCUUGGUGUCCGAAUGCGACUACGAACGGUGGCACAAGCAGCGGAAAGUCAUGGACCCAGCUUUCAGCCGGAGCUCCCUGGUCAGCUUGAUGGAAACAUUCAACGAGAAGGCCGGGCAGCUGGUGGAGAUCCUGGAGGCCAAGGCAGAUGGGCAGACCCCGGUGUCCAUGCAGGACAUGCUGACCUGCGCCACCAUUGACAUCCUGGCCAAGGCAGCCUUCGGGAUGGAGACCAGCAUGCUGCUGGGUGCCCAGAAGCCUCUGUCGCAGGCGGUGAAAGUGAUGCUGGAGGGCAUCAGUGCGUCCCGCAACACUCUUGCGAAGUUCCUGCCGGGCUGGAGGAAGCAGCUGCGGGAGAUCCGCGAGAGCAUCCGCCUCCUGCGCCAGGUGGGCAAGGACUGGGUCCAGCGGCGCCGAGAGGCCCUGCAGCGGGGCGACAGCGUCCCCGUGGACGUGCUCACGCAGCUCCUCAAAGCUGAAGAGGGGGCCCGGGACGACGAGGUCCUGCUGGACAACUUUGUCACCUUCUUCAUUGCCGGUCACGAGACUUCUGCCAACCACUUGGCCUUCACGGUGAUGGAGCUGUGCCGCCAGCCAGAGAUCGUGGCGAGGCUGCAGGCUGAGGUGGAUGAGGUCAUUGGUUCUAAGAGGCACCUGGACUACGAGGACCUGGGCAGACUGCAGUACCUGUCUCAGGUCCUCAAGGAGUCGCUGAGGCUGUACCCCCCAGCCUGGGGCACCUUCCGCCUGCUGGAAGAGGAGACCCUGAUCGAUGGGGUCAGAGUGCCCGGCAACACCCCCCUCUUGUUCAGCACCUAUGUCAUGGGGCGCAUGGACACCUACUUUGAGGACCCGCUGACUUUCAACCCCGACCGCUUUGGCCCUGGAGCACCCAAGCCUCGGUUCACCUACUUCCCCUUCUCCCUGGGCCACCGCUCCUGCAUCGGGCAGCAGUUUGCUCAGAUGGAGGUGAAGGUGGUCAUGGCCAAGCUGCUGCAGAGGCUGGAGUUCCGCCUGGUGCCCGGGCAGCGCUACGGGCUGCAGGAGCAGGCCACUCUCAAGCCACUGGACCCCGUGCUGUGCACCCUGCGGCCCCGGGGCUGGCAGCCCGCACCCCCACCGCCGCCCUGCUGACUCCUCCCACCGCGCCGUCCACGCCGACCUCCGCUGCCCUGGCCGCCCGCGCCCUGUCCCCUCCCUGGCCCCUCUGCCCUGGCUCCCGCCAGCCCUGUGCCGCCACGACUGCCUGCUUCACGCCCUCAGUGCCCCUGUCGCCUGUGGCUGCGAGGCCUCCCUGGCGGUCCUCUGAUUCCACUGCCACCGAGGGCUCCCCGCUCCCCCAGCUCUGCACCAGCCGCUCACUCAGACGCCCUAAUUCUUGCCCACACCCUGCAGCCUCUCCAAGUGCCCCGUUCCCCAGGAAGCCCUCCCUGUCGCCCACCCGGGCCGGGGUCCUUCCCUUGUGUCCCCUGUGCUACCUCUAACACCACACUGACCGCACUGUACCGUGAGUAUCCACCGUCGUGACCCACGCCCCGAGGGCAGGGUCCGAGUGUGCUUCGCCUCCGACCCCUCAGCUGCAGGGGCCUGGCACAGAGUCGACGCCCAAUAAACGUGUGUUGACUGCAUGAA
Heterocephalus glaber (naked mole-rat) is the source of this 2083-nucleotide messenger RNA. It is a transcript of the gene Cyp46a1, whose product is annotated as cytochrome P450 family 46 subfamily A member 1. NCBI's taxonomy places the organism in Eukaryota, Metazoa, Chordata, Mammalia, Rodentia, Bathyergidae. The record is from RefSeq and is a predicted model, not a curated record. Gene Ontology annotation, molecular function: cholesterol 24-hydroxylase activity; iron ion binding; heme binding. Gene Ontology annotation, biological process: cholesterol catabolic process.